GCACAUGGGAUGAUUGGCUUGAAGUUUUCCUUUCUGGGGAAUCUUAGUAUGGUAGCUGGUUUGACAGUGUUAUAGAGUGGUGGAACAGAUGUAAAGACAGGCCUAAUGUACUGAUGCUGUCAUAUGAAGAUCUUAUUGUAGACUUCCAAGGCUGUGCAAAGAAAAUAGCAAAAUUCCUGGGACAGUCUUACCCUAUAGACUUUUACCAGAACCUGGAGAGGGCAUGUAGCAUUGAUAAGAUGAGAAACAACAAGGCCCUGGAUCCUACUAUAGCACAUAGGACUGAUAAGAACAGCAGUAUGUUUAGAAAGGGUGUGAUUGGUGACUGGCAGAAUCAUUUCACAGUUGAGCAAAACAAGAAGUUUGAUGCGAUUUACAAAACCAGAAUGAAAGACUGUGAUAUUCCAAUACGAUUUACAAUGCAACCAAAGUACAAUGCAAAAUUGUAGUUUCCUAAUACAAUAAAAUCUACCUCAAGUGAAUAUUACAUGGUGUUGAAAAUUAGGUCAAU
Messenger RNA from Owenia fusiformis, 511 nucleotides. NCBI's taxonomy places the organism in Eukaryota, Metazoa, Annelida, Polychaeta, Sabellida, Oweniidae. The record is from the annotation of a GenBank genome assembly.